UUUGGAAGUGAAGUUAAUGGAGAGGAAUUUAGUGUAAGCUAUGUAAAUUUUAAGUUUUCUUUUCAUGAACAUUCUUUUAAUUACAAUACAACAAAAUAGUCACAUUUUCGCCGAAGUCCAGUGACGUUGACAAUAUUUACAAAAGACUUUCACAUUGAUUGCAAUUUUAAGACCACCGCAGACGAUGUUCCGAGUGUUCCUUGCAUCAACAAGAAGGCUGCUCACUCCCAAACCUAUACCGGCUCUCACAUAUACAGGAGACCUACAAGACCCAGGGUCCAUGUAUAUCUAUGACAUCCGACGUACCCACCGUGCCCUGGAGUGCCAAAGGCCGUUGUUACCCUGGGGUAGCCAGCGCCAUACACGCCCACUGCCUAAGCUGGAUAUCCUAUUGAAGGGCAAUGAGAGGUGGACCUCUCAGUUCCAGAUGCCGGACCCUGCUCAGAUCGCAUGCAACAUGGUUAACAUGUUGAAGUGUGUUGACUUGUCCGACCUCAAAGACGCUCCCCCGCCAGCCUUCUGGGCAGGGAUAGCCACUGGAGGUUCUCAGCUGUUCUUCCCGUUCCUGGAACUCGUCGGAGGAUACAGUCCUGUGCUGACACUGCUCCAGCUCAACCUGGCCGCCAUGUCCAUCGGAUACUUCAGUGGAGUCAAAUGGGGUCUGGCGCUGUCGAAAAACCCCGUGCCCACUCCCUCGUGGGACACGAUGCGCUGGUGCAUCCUACCUCCCGCCAUGGCCCUCAGUGGUCUCCUCCUCCCCUACCCCUUGGGUUUCUUAACAGUCGCCUCCGGUAUGAUCACCUCCCUCUACCUCGACCUCAAGUCGUGCGCGUACCCUCCUUGGGCGCUAGCACUGGCGCUGUACAUGUCCUUGACAACAGUCACCGGCCUUAUGCUGGCUCUGAUGGCCUAUGUCCUGUUUCACAACAAGGAAAAGGAGAAGAAGAAGAAGCUCAAGGAUAAGGCGGAAGAUGGAGAUGAACACGGAGACGGUGGUCAAGGCAGUGGUGCAAGCGACAAGCAGUAAUACUCUGUAUCACGAUAUUAUGUUGUAACUGUUUUAGUUUAAAUGCGUAACUUAAAAUGUGUCCUUUGUGGAAGAGUUAAAUUUGUGCAAUAAU
Messenger RNA from Homalodisca vitripennis (glassy-winged sharpshooter), 1121 nucleotides. RefSeq lists its product as uncharacterized. The transcript is spliced from 2 exons. The coding region runs from base 185 to 1027 and encodes 280 amino acids. NCBI's taxonomy places the organism in Eukaryota, Metazoa, Arthropoda, Insecta, Hemiptera, Cicadellidae. The record is from RefSeq and is a predicted model, not a curated record.